Messenger RNA from Suillus paluster, 1866 nucleotides. RefSeq names its product kinase-like domain-containing protein. The coding region runs from base 1 to 1866 and encodes 621 amino acids. Gene Ontology annotation, molecular function: ATP binding; GTP binding; protein serine/threonine kinase activity. The record is from RefSeq and is a predicted model, not a curated record. Lineage: Eukaryota; Fungi; Basidiomycota; Agaricomycetes; Boletales; Suillaceae. The transcript has 7 exons. Gene Ontology annotation, biological process: protein phosphorylation. Gene Ontology annotation, cellular component: cytoplasm.
AUGGCUUCCGCAUCUACUACUCCUGGAGCUCCCAUUAUUCCGAGAGAACACCUCACCAGGGUGAAGGAAUACGCGGUAGCCGUGGGGGGUUAUGGACAAGUGUUUCAGUGCGUCAUGCGGCCGCCAGCGGCUCCAGAGGUUUUGGUGGCUGUCAAGAUGCUAAUGCAUCUUACCGGUGAUGUUUCCAAGAAGGUUGAUCUUCAUUUCAAUUUUCUCACAUACAACUUCGUUGCUGAAGUCCGCCUCCAGCGUGCGCGUCGUGAGAUAAAAUUAUGGAUGGCAGCGAGACACGAGAACAUUGUCCCUAUGCUCGGUAUCACGAAGGGAUUUUCCGAAGAAGGCUUCGCUAUGGUCUCUCUCUGGAUGGAAGGGGGGACACUUGCACAAUAUCUCGAACGCUAUAAAGGAAACAUCCCUUGCAGGAAAAAACUGACUUUGAUGAAGGACAUUGCUAGCGGCUUGGCAUAUCUACACUCUCGUCAGAUUGUCCAUGGAGACCUCACAACUAAUAACAUUAUGCUUGAUGAUAAUGAAAGGGCGUUGUUGAUCGACUUCGGGUUAUCAAACGUGCUUGGGGGUAGUAGCCUCUCGCUCUCUGCAGCACGACCAGGGGCGGUGAGAUUUGCUGCACCGGAACUGCUGGGCGUGGAAGAGGCGACAAGCCAACCUACUGGAGAGGGUCCACAUGUCCACAAUCAAUCACCAAUGCCGGAUAUGCACAGUGAUAUUUAUUCCCUUGGCUGUGUGAUGCUCAACGUCCUCACGGAACAGAAGCCAUGUUAUUACCUCCAUGAUUCGUGGGCUAUUAUGAGGGCUGUCCUCGCGCGAAAGCCAUUUCCCAUUUCCGACCACAGUCACCUAACUGAGAAACGCAAGCAGUUUGUCUGCAACUGUACUUCAGUUCAAAUUAAACGAAGAUCUUCAAGUCAAGACGCUGUGGUUUUUCUCGAAGAUGAGCUGGAUAUUGAAGACGCUACAGCUCCCUUCCAGAAGUCGGAGGCAGAGGUGUCAAGUCAAGCCGCCCCGGCUUUUAUCCAAGAGUUGGAGCCAGAUAUAUCUCGUCAAUAUGCGCCGUCCCCUGUUCAAGAUAAGUCGGACGCGGAGUGGCCAAGCCCAGAUGUCAUCAAUUCGCAGCACUCGCACACUAUUGUCAUUGCUGGGGCCAUCGGUUCCGGAAAAAGUUCCCUCGUCAACCUCUUGUCCGGGAAACGUGUUGCGCAGACCUCAAACGAUGCCGGGCGUUGCACUACAAAGUGGAAGGACUACCCGAUUUCUUUUCGCGACACCAUCUACAGGGUGUUUGAUACUGUUGCCUUUGCAUGCAGCAACGGUACUUCACUGGGGCCCAAAGAACGGUCAGACAAGCAUGCCAAAGAGCAGACCAGAGCGAUACAUGAGCAAGGCGGCAUUGACUUGCUGUUGCUCUGCGUGUCGAGCAGAAACUUCCGUGUGGAAGCGGUGCUCAGCGAUUAUCAAAAGAUUCAGGACGAAUUACGCGGACAGCAAGUACCCGUUGUCCUCGUAGUCACUCACUUGGAAGAGCCUUUCACUACCGAAAGUUGGUGGUCCAAAAAUUCGUCGACGUUUCGGGCUCAAUUGGAGUCCAUCGCCAAUAAUAUUUGCAUCACUUCGAUCCACGACAAAUACCUCAGCGAGUCCCGCGAGCAUAUCUUCCAGAUGAUUGCACAUCAUUGCACCUCCGGUGCGAGGGAGUCGCGGCAGCAGGCGUCAGGAAAGGUUCAUUCCGCGUCAACUUCGAGAACCUUCAUGGGCAAUGUGGCCCGGGCUCUUCACAUCAACCAGUUGUCCACGCAGAUCCGCGGAGUCGUCACGCACGGGCUUGGUCUACGACUACGCACGUCUUGA